AUGGCGAACCUGAAUCUCCCUCCUGGUUUUAAGUUCAAGCCCAGUGACGAUGCACUCAUAACUUACUAUCUAAAGCCUAAAGUUCUGGGUCAACAACUCCCAUGCAGCAAUGUUAUCAAAGAUGAUAUUCAACUCUACGGCUCUAAUUCUACUCCCUGGGACUUGUUCGAUAUUAACGAUUCUGAUUCCUGGAUCGACCACUCUGUUUAUGUCUUCACGUCCUUAUCCAAGAUUUCUAGUACUGCUCCUGUUCGAUCUCGAUCAAGAUUUAAUACCAAUAAAAAGGCGGGGUGCGGUACGUGGAAGCAGAAGACGCCGCGGAAGCCGAUCAAGGAUGGUUUUGGUAAUGUGAUUGGGGGGAAGAGAAUGUUGGUUUUUGUGAUUAAUGAUGUGAGUGUUCCUGUUGAUCCUGACAAGGCGGUGUAUUUUAAGAUGCAUGAGUAUUCUUUGUGGGGGGUUAAUGAGGGCUUGGGUGGUGAUGAUCUUGUUCUUUGCCAAAUCAGUUUUGAUUCUUCCAGGAGGGCUAUUGUCAAGUUGGCUAGUCAGAAAACUGAUUCUACUCCUAAGGCCUGUAAAGCCCAGAAGAAAACAGAGAACAUGAAGAAUCUUCAGGGAAGCGUUGGUUCGACGAAGGGUGUGAUUGUGGUGAAUUGUGAUGUUGGUGAGGAAAUUACGAGUUUGAGUCCAGAGGGUUUGGUGGGGAUGGAUGGUAGGGUUGGUAACGGUGAAGGAUCAAUGGCUGCUGUUGAUAAAAAUGUUGUUCAGGGCUCGGAUUGGUUUGGUGGGGGUCUCUGUAAAGAUGGCCUACGCUGUGAUGAGCCCGGUCUGGACUCUUUUGACAUGGAUUCUUUCGACGUGCCUGAGUUGAUGCAGCUUCUUGAUUCCACUGCAGAAGAGGAGAUUCUUGAUGACAGAGCUAUCCACAUGCCUGGGAAAAGAAAAUUGGAAGAAAGGGAUAGUUCAUGUCAACCUAAGAAGUUGUGUUUCUGA
Messenger RNA from Daucus carota subsp. sativus, 990 nucleotides. Its product is annotated as NAC domain-containing protein 68. Gene Ontology annotation, biological process: regulation of DNA-templated transcription. The coding region runs from base 1 to 990 and encodes 329 amino acids. The transcript has a single exon. The record is from RefSeq and is a predicted model, not a curated record. Gene Ontology annotation, molecular function: DNA binding. Lineage: Eukaryota; Viridiplantae; Streptophyta; Magnoliopsida; Apiales; Apiaceae.